Molecule: messenger RNA, 3070 nt
Organism: Branchiostoma floridae (Florida lancelet)
Lineage: Eukaryota; Metazoa; Chordata; Leptocardii; Amphioxiformes; Branchiostomatidae
Exons: 4
Coding region: 214-2775 (853 amino acids)
Biological process (GO): protein ubiquitination; Notch signaling pathway
Source: RefSeq, a predicted model, not a curated record
GAUGAGGGACGGCCACAUCAGACUGGUGAACAGGUAGAGGAUGCUGCAAAAAGUUCUCCAGCGUAUGAAGACACAACUUCCACAUCAGAGGAGGAGAGGUUGAAGUUGGGCUCUGCAUCUGGUCCAUCAAAUGAAGAGGCACACUCUGGAGGAAGUGCAGACAAAGAUGAGGGCAUCGAAGACUUCAGAGAUGCAAAUGAGGAACCGGAGCAAAUGGAUACAGAGGAAGCACCUGGAGCUCAUGCUAACCCAUCAACAGGCCCAUUAUCUGACAAUGAUGAACCAAUGCUAAGUGACAACGAGGAUCCACAAACUCAAGCCUCCAGAAAUACUAGUCCACCAAAUGAGCCCCAAAAAGAUGAAAUCUCAGCUCCUUCAGAUGAUGCUGGUGAUUAUGAUGACCAUGUGCCUGGAGACCAAAGCAUCACAAGAAGUCUCCGGGCUGAAGCUGAUGAUACUACUGAGGAAGAUGGAGACAACUUAACGCCCACUGAUAAUGAUGCUUCUUCUCCUGAUGAUUCCCAAACUACAGAAAGUACCAAGAGAGAUGAGUCAUCAGACUAUAAUGAUGCCGACGCCACCCAGUCAGGAGGCCCUAAAAGAAGAACCGAGGCCUUUUACAAAGAGAAACUGGACAAGAAUGGCAUGCCAGUUGACCAGACGUCUCCUGUUGCAUCUGAUACAACAGGCAAACUUCUUACAGGCAAAAAGCACAAAGUAGAUAAUGCUGACUGCACUGCAGGUAGUACUGGGUCAAGUCAAGAAAGCAAUUCUUUCUUUGAAGUGUUUGUAGACGCAGAUAUUUUAACCUACAUGCGCCAUAAGCAUCAUGCAGAGAUAGCAGAGAUUGGAAAAAUGUAUAAGUCUGUGUUUCAUACAAGUCCUGACAACACAAAAGCAUACUUUGUCCCAUCCCCUUCACAAGGACGGAAUCCUCAACCAGAGCAGGCCAUUGAUGAAUUCACUACUCUCUACCAGGACGUCUUUCACAAGAUUACAUGUGAGAACUUCAAUGUUGUCCAACACAAGUUAGCUCCAACGUUCCUCCUAGAUGGUGUCAGGAAAGUGCGACAAAACCACCCAGAAGUAUUGACGAAGGCAACUGAUGAUGACACAAAAGUGAUGUUCAUGGGGGAACCAGAGAAAAUAAGGGCAGCAAGAGCAGACUUCUGUGGUAUCAUGGGCAUCCCUGUCUCUAGAGGCUCAAGAGGAAGACACCCCAAUCCACCCACAAGUACAGAAUCCACAGGAAGUACCACAGAUGCACCAAAGGGAGCCGAAGGUGGUGAAAACUCCCCUGUAAUUCUCUUCACCCAUACGUUUGAGCAGGAGGUUGAAGUGAAAGUUGCUCAUGGAAACAUCACAACUCUGAAAGUGGACGCCAUUGUCAAUGCAGCAGAUGCACGUUUGAAGCAUGGAGGCGGGGUAGCAAAGGCCAUUGUUGACGCAGGAGGCUACAUCAUACAAGAGGAAAGUACAGAAAAGAUGAAGACCAGGGGUUUCCUGAAGCCAACAGAAACAGAAAUUACUGGGGCUGGCAGCCUACCGUGUAAGAACAUCAUACAUGCACAUGGACCAAGAUGGCAGGGGGACAGCCAAGCCAAACAUUGUACAAACAUGCUGACACAAACCUGCAUCAACAUUCUACAAGCUGCAGAGAGACUGAAGGCAGAGUCUGUUGCCAUACCAGCAAUCAGUUCAGGUAAAUAUGGCAUGCCAAAGCAUCUUUGUGCCCAGGCUCUGCUGUCAGGUGUACUUGACUACGUCAACACCAAAACCAAACCAACCAACAGUCUGAAGGACAUCUGGUUCAUUGACAUGACUGGAGAAACCAUUGGAGUGCUUGUAGAGGUAUUUGAUACAGGAAUAUCUGCACUGGAGUCAUCAAGUCACCGUGGAAAGGCAAAAAGUAAGCCUACCGUAAAGCCAAUCAUUAGAGCAAGCCAGCCACAAGUUCGCAACCAACCACUGACAAAGAGCUAUGCAUCUGCUGCUGCAACAAAGCCGUCUCCAGCAAGUGGUCAUCCGCACAGAAAUGACUCAAGCCAGGCUGGUGCCCUCAUUGCUCCAGGGUGGGCUCAACAGGUGACCAAAGACAGAAGCAGCCAGCAGGGAAAAGGUGGAGCAACAGGUGGUGGGAACAUAGGUACAACAGGGGCGGCUACCGGACACAAAACGUCAGGACAGCAAAGCACUGGAAAGAAGGAUGAAAAGUGCCCCAUUUGCCUGUCAGUGCAAACAAACCCGUGUUAUCUUCCCUGCAAAGCUAAAGGCUGUAAGGCAGUGUUCUGCAAGACGUGUUUGGACAAGGCAAUGAAGACCAAAUCACAAUGUCCAGUCUGCAGUGCUGUUGUGGGGAAACUGACAGGAAACCAGCCUGAAGGAAGCAUGAAGGUUUCCUAUAACAGACAAAUGAAUCUUGCUGGUAAUAAUAAACAAACCGGGGCCAUCAUCAUCGACUAUGCUUUUGGAAAUGGAAUACAAGGGUCAGAGCAUCCCAACCCAGGACAGCCUUACACAGGAACAACCCGCAGAGCAUACCUCCCUUAUAAUGCUGAUGGGAAGAAAGUGCUGGGUCUACUGAGACAGGCGUUUGAACAGAAGCUGGUCUUCACCAUUGGGACCUCAUCAACAUCAGGACUCAGUGACAGAGUGACAUGGAACGACAUUCAUCACAAGACCAGCACAUAUGGAGGACCAAGCAUGCAUGGCUAUCCUGACCCUGGCUACCUGAAAAGGGUGACAGAGGAGUUGGCUGCCAAGGGCAUCAAGUAGGAAAGCGAGAUGUAAACUCCAACAUAUUGAAAACACUGGUCAAUGAAGUGCUUCUUUUCAAAACCAAUAAAGAUUUUAGAAUUUGUAUGGAACAGUACUGUACAUGUAUAUAGACAAAGACAUAUAACACUUUAAAAGGCAUGAUAAUAAUUUCUUGAAAUGGUAAAUGUAAAAGUAUAUGGAAACUUGGACAUAUUUGUUAUCAGAUUAGACUGAAAUUGAAAUAUUUCAAGCUUCGUUUGCAUGCAUGAUAUAGUAUGAAGUAAUGCAGGAAGGCAAUGUUUUACUCAAUGUC